Molecule: messenger RNA, 2169 nt
Organism: Paramecium tetraurelia
Lineage: Eukaryota; Ciliophora; Oligohymenophorea; Peniculida; Parameciidae
Exons: 9
Molecular function (GO): palmitoyltransferase activity
Source: RefSeq, a predicted model, not a curated record
AUGCAAAGAAGCCAAUCGUUUUCAGAGCUCAAGGUAUUAAAUAAUUGCAUUCCCAUUGAAUUCUUUGAACAGAAGGGUCCUCAAUACUAUUAAAAUCAAUUUCAAUAAUAUUAAACUAUAUUCCAAUAGAGUUUUGCUCUGCACACAAGAUUAUGCCAAACUCCAUUGUAAAAGUAUCAGAAUUACGAUUUGGGGAACACUGUAAUCAAGUAGGGGACAGUCUAAAUUAAAAUAAACAGCGGGAGUUUCACUAAGACCAGCAUCAUUUUGACGCGAGAGAAGUUGGUGAUUGUGGAGGACAAGCAAUGGGGACAAGUAUACAAUCUCAGGUACUUGGCCUACACUUUGGCAUAGUGUAACAAGAAUCAGUUUAAAUUGUUCAAGUUGGAGUUUAAGCAGUAUAAGAAAAUUAUAAUAUUUAAAUGCAACGAUGAAAUUGAGGGGAAGCUGUGGUAUUAGAGCAUCAGGAUGAUUGAGGAGAAGUUCUUGAACGAGAUAGAGAAGUUGCAGGUGAAGGAGUUGUACUUUGGAGUGGAUUUUGUGAGGGAAGAGGAAUUCUUGAAUUGGGCAGAGACAGGGGAUAUUCUAUUGUUCGAGACUGAUCAUUACAUGGCCAAAUUGCAAAGAGGCAUCACGAGGUCGAAGUUCGAUCAUGUAGGCAUGGUAGUCAGAGAUAAGUAUUCAAAUGAUGUGUUGGUGUUUGAUGUCAAAAACUAGGCAGGAGUAGAUCAAGAGUUCUGGAAAUACUUUAUGAAGCAGAACAAUCUCUACAGGAAAGUGGCGGUUAGAAAAUUGUUGAAUGUCGAUAGGGAAACUGUAAAUUGGAAACUGCUGGAAUUUAUUGAUAAAGUUAAAGAUUAAGAUUACGAAAUCAACAUGAUGAAGCUCCUGCAAUAGCAAAGUGAUGGACUUAUCAACAAAGGGUAUUUUUGCAGUGAGUUGAUUGCGAAAGCGUAUAAAUAUUGUGACUUGUUGCCUCAGUAGAAAGCAAGUUCGACUUAUUGGCCAGUCACGUUCCAAAAGUCCCAAUAGUUAUUUUGUUGGAUUAUGAUAUACAUUAUUAAUUAUGAAUUAAAACAUGGAUUUCAGUGGAAAACAGGAAUAAAUUAUUAUCAAAUCGGAGUUGCAAUACUGUACAUUGGACAUUACUUGAUAAUCUUAUUUCAAACCUUGGAUUAUAAUCAACUUUGGAUUUUGGUUACGCUUUUCUCAUUUAUCAUCUCGAUAUUUUGGCUUGUCACCACAACAAUAGAUCCUACCGAUCGGGAGAUUUACAUUUAGCAGAAACUGAAAGAAAAGAAUUUGAAAUACGAGACUUAAUUGAAUUGCUAUUGCAAAGUAUGUCAAGCCUAUGUUAAGGCACCGUCAAAGCAUUGCAGAUAGUGCAACAGGUGCACAGAACUCUUCGAUCAUCAUUGUAUUUGGUUGAAUAAUUGCAUUGGGUUAAGAAAUUAUAAAUAUUUCUUUAUAUUAAUAGUACUUUUAGAAUUUUAUUUAAUUACUGUACUAAUUAUUUCAAUAUUUGUCAACAAGAUACUUAGCUAUAUAUACAUGGGACUCACUAUUAUUUUGAUGAUUCCCGUCACCUUUUUACUCGUCAUGCACAUCUACUUUAAAUGCAAGAACAUGACAACCUAUGAUUAUGUCUUAUCCAAAAGGAAAAUGGAAUAGAAGACCUCCUAAGAAAAGUAGUAGGAUGGUACAUCAAAUCAAACUAAUCUGCAAACCAACAUCAUCUCUAGAAAUUAUCUACAACAAACCAACAUCAACGUUUAGACUGCUCCUCCGAAACCCAAUCUUAUCAAAAAAGUGAUCAAUUGGGAUCAAGAGGAUGCAGAUGUGGAAGAAGAAGACAGCUACCACGCUAAAGAACCAUUGCCAUUGCCUAGUUCGAAGAGUAGUGCCAGAUAAAUGGAUUCUUAGUGUAACUCUGCUCACAAGAUGACCUGUCCCAAUACUCUCAGGUAAUUUAAUUUAAAUCUCAUUGAUAGAGGUAAUAUAUCCACAAUUCAAUUGACUGAAACAAAACCAAUCCGAUCUUUGUUUAAUGUGAAAGAUUUUUAAUAAAUGAUUGAAAAUUAAUUGGUGAAUAACGUAAAUGAAGGUUCCAUCAUUUAAUUUGAUUCAAAACAUUCACAAAAGACUAAUCAGAUUGAGAUCAAUAUAUGA